This is a messenger RNA of Mangifera indica (mango), 1926 nucleotides long. RefSeq names its product G-type lectin S-receptor-like serine/threonine-protein kinase At1g61550. The transcript has 10 exons. The record is from RefSeq and is a predicted model, not a curated record. Lineage: Eukaryota; Viridiplantae; Streptophyta; Magnoliopsida; Sapindales; Anacardiaceae. Gene Ontology annotation, biological process: protein phosphorylation; carbohydrate metabolic process. Gene Ontology annotation, molecular function: protein kinase activity; chitin binding; ATP binding. The coding region runs from base 1 to 1926 and encodes 641 amino acids.
AUGGUGAGCAAUUCAUCAUUCAGGAAAUCUUUCAUUGAUUCUUCAAUAAGAACCGCCAGGCUUUAUGGCUUCCAUGGCUUGGACUUUUGUUGGGUAUACGCAAACUCUAGCUCUGAUAUGUAUAGCAUAGGAGUUCUCUUUCAAGAGUGGCGAGCUGCUAUCAACUUAGAGGCAUUAAACUCUAGCUAUGCACAACUUAUAUUGACUGCAGCUGUUAUUUUUAAACCAGGUUUAGAUUCAGGAAGGUUCCCUCUAGAAGCGAUGGAACGGUACUUGGAUUGGGCUAUUAUUUUGGCUUAUGACUACUACACCCCUCAGUGGUAUAAUUUUACUUCUGCUCAGGCUGCUCUGCAUGAUCCAAGUAGUAAUGUUAAUACUGAUUAUGGUAUAAGGGCUUGGAUUAGCAGAGGACUUUCUGCUGAUAAGAUGGUUUUGGGUUUGCCUUUCUAUGGUUAUGCGCGGACGCUUGCAAACCCCAUGGAAAACGGUAUUGGUGCACCAGCAACAGGGCCUGCCAUUACAGAAAGUGGAGCCAUAAACUGUAAGGAUAUCAGGAAUUUUGCUGAGACAUACGGGGCUAAUGUUAUGUACAACACAACCUAUGUUGUGAAUUACUGCACGGUUGGAACAACUUGGAAUUUUGCCGUGAAUUACUGCACCAUGGAAACAACUUGGAUUGGUUUUGAUGAUGUUGACGUUGCCAAAACUAAGGUUGCUUAUGCCAUGGAGAAGUUACUAGGCUACAUCAUGCGGGACGUCGCUUAUGAUGAUAACUGGAUACUUUCUCAAGCUGCAGCUCAAGAGAGUAAUAAGAAUGGAGGAAAAAAGUGGCGGCUAUUGGCAACUGUUUUGUCUAGAACUGCUGCUGCUAUUCUGCUUCUAGGCUGUUUUUUGAUAUAUUACUUCUGGCAAAGAGAGCUCAAAUCAAAAGGAUCAAAGAAGAAAAUAAAUGACCCAUCUGCAACUAGGGAUUUUAACAGAAAUGCCCAUAAUCUGAUAACUUAUAGUUUUCGUGAAAUUGAAGCGGCUACAGGCAGAUUUUCAUUUGAAAAUAAGCUGGGUGAAAAUAAGCUGGGUGAAGGUGGAUAUGGUCCUGUUUACAAGGCUUUGCUGCCUAACGGACAGGAAGUUGCAGUGAAGAAGCUUUCGAAAACAUCCACACAAGGAUACGAGGAGUUCAGGAAUGAGGUUAUGCUUACAGCAAAGCUCCAACAUGCAAAUCUUGUAAGAAUUUUGGGAUUUUAUCCCAUGAGAAGGUAUAUUUUGGAUCAGAGAAAACAUGUUCAAAUCAUUGAGGGGAUUACUCAGGGACUUUUAUAUCUACAGGAGUACUCAAGGUUCACUAUAAUUCACAGAGACUUGAAAGCCACUAAUGUUUUAUUAGAUGAAGGUAUGAAGCCAAAAAUAUCAGAUUUUGGUAUGGCUAGAAUAUUUACAAAAGAUGAAUUUGAAACAAACACCAGCAAAGUUGUUGGGACACAUGGCUUUGUUCCUCCUGAAUAUGUUAAAAGAGGCAUACACUCUACAAAAUUGGAUGUGUACAGUUUUGGGGUUCUACUUCAACAAAUAAUUAGUGGAAAUAAGGUUUCUGCUCUCUACGGUCCUGAAGAAAACUUGAGCCUGCUAGACCAUGCUUAUAAGCUCUGGAAAGAAGUAAAAGGCAUGGUGUUUAUGGAUCCAUCUUUAGAUGAUAAAAAUUCCUCGUAUAUAAUGAGUCUGAAGAAGCCUGCUUUCUCGAAACAAGCUGGUGAAGAUAGAGAAACUAUAGUGACAUUCAAUGACAUAACCAUUUCAGAAGUUGUAGGGGGCAACGCCCUUAGCUGCAAUUGUGAUGACAAAUGUGUUGUAUAUCCUCAGAAAGUUGCAGAAGCAUUGAAGCAAGAUGCUCUAACUGCAGUAGCAUAUCCAAGAAUUCUGGCAGGCUAA